Messenger RNA from Plasmodium berghei ANKA, 825 nucleotides. RefSeq names its product dephospho-CoA kinase, putative. The transcript is spliced from 2 exons. Gene Ontology annotation, molecular function: ATP binding; dephospho-CoA kinase activity. Lineage: Eukaryota; Apicomplexa; Aconoidasida; Haemosporida; Plasmodiidae. The record is from RefSeq and is a predicted model, not a curated record. Gene Ontology annotation, biological process: coenzyme A biosynthetic process. Bases 1 to 825 code for a protein of 274 amino acids.
AUGUUUUUACCAUUUUUUUUGGGCAAAUGUAUUUUAUGCUUCCUGGCUUUAGGCUCAAUUCCUAUUGGGUUUAUAAAUAGAAAGAAUAAAUUUAAGAAAAUCGAAAAUUAUAAAUAUAUAAUCAUCAGUUCGGUAGUGGUGAACAGUUUUUUAAUAUAUUUGAAUAAGUAUUUUGGGCUUUUUGCGAUAUUUAAUUUUUUUUUGGGGAAUUAUUUAUGCUUAAUUGGAAUUACAGGAGGUAUAGCUGUGGGUAAAUCUACAUUUUGUAAUUUUUUGAAAACAAAAAAUGUUGUUGUUAUUAAUGCGGAUGAUAUAACAAGCCAAAUAUAUAAAAAGGGAUCAACAUGCUAUAAAAAAAUUGUAAAACAUUUUGGCGAAGAGAUCCUUAAUAAUGAUAAAAGUAUUAAUAGAAUUUUGUUAAGAAAAAUUGUUUUCAACAAUGAAGAAAAUGUUAAAUAUAUAAACAAAAUAACACACACAUAUAUUAUAAUACAGAUCAUUAAAGAAUGCUUGAAAUAUAAGUUUCUAUAUUUAAAAUAUAAUGUAGCAAUUGAAGCUCCUUUAUUAAUUGAAACAAAACUGUAUCUAUUAACAAGCCCUAUUAUACUUUUAAAGUCAUCUAUAAAGAAUCAAAUAAAGCGUAUAUUGUCGAGAGAUAAAAAUUGCACAUACGAUACAGCCAUGGGCAUAAUUAAAAACCAAUUACCAACUGAUGAAAAGAUAAAGUUUUCGGAUAUUAUAAUAAACAACGAUGACGAUUUACUAAACUUGGAAAUGAAGUGUGACGUAGUUUAUAACAAAUAUUUAAAAAGUUUUUUCUUUUAA